This is a messenger RNA of Ochotona princeps (American pika), 3296 nucleotides long. It is a transcript of the gene YTHDC1, whose product is annotated as YTH N6-methyladenosine RNA binding protein C1. Gene Ontology annotation, molecular function: N6-methyladenosine-containing RNA reader activity; mRNA binding. Lineage: Eukaryota; Metazoa; Chordata; Mammalia; Lagomorpha; Ochotonidae. Gene Ontology annotation, cellular component: nucleoplasm. Bases 330 to 2546 code for a protein of 738 amino acids. Gene Ontology annotation, biological process: regulation of alternative mRNA splicing, via spliceosome; mRNA splicing, via spliceosome. The record is from RefSeq and is a predicted model, not a curated record. The transcript is spliced from 17 exons.
CGUAAACAGCGCAGGGCACGUCGGGACCGGGAUUGUUUCACUCAGGAAGCAGGCUCCAUUUUAGCGCCGCCCGCCGUCGCCAUCUGUUUCCCUUCCCUCCCCCUCACCCCGCCCGUUUCGGAGGCCCUACGGGGAGACUGCGACCGGGCCGCUGCAGGCUGCAGUGAAAGGAGGGAAAGGGGAGAGGCGGGAAGGAGGGCGGAUCGACAAGGGUAAGUAGCGGAGGUGAAGCGCGCAGCUGGGAGGACGGUCUGACGGACGGGCCAGUGCCACGGCAGCCGGGACCGCUGCGCCUGCGGGAGUCUCGGAGCGGAAGCCGGCGGGGAGCGAUGGCGGCCGACAGCCGGGAGGAGAAAGACGGAGAACUUAAUGUUCUAGAUGAUAUUUUAACUGAAGUACCAGAACAGGAUGAUGAACUGUAUAAUCCAGAGAGUGAACAAGAUAAAAAUGAGAAAAAGGGAUCGAAAAGAAAAAGUGACCGAAUGGAAUCUGCUGACCCCAAGAGGCAAAAGUCUUCUGUCCAUUCAAGACAAAUGAUCUCUAAGCCACUAAGCUCAUCUGUUAGCAAUAAUAAAAGAAUAAUUGGUACGAAAGGGAAGUCAGUUACUGAGUAUAAAAAUGAGGAAUAUCAAAGAUCUGAAAGAAAUAAGCGUCUAGAUGCCGAUCGGAAAAUUCGUCUGUCAAGAAGUGCCUCCCGAGAGCCUUAUAAGAGCCACCCUGAGAAAACUUGUCUCCGGAAAAGGGAUCCUGAAAGGAGGACCAAAUCCCCCACACCAGAUGGUUCUGAGAGAAUUGGGCUGGAAGUGGAUAGACGUGCAAGUAGAUCCAGCCAGUCUUCGAAGGAAGAAGUGAACUCUGAAGAAUAUGGCUCUGAUCAUGAGACUGGCAGCGGUGGUUCUUCUGAUGACCAGGGCAACAUCACGGAGAACGAGGAGGAAGGAGGGGAGGAAGAUGUGGAGGAAGAUGAAGAAGUAGAAGAAGACGCAGAGGAAGAUGAGGAGGUGGAUGAAGAUGGAGAAGAGGAGGAAGAGGAAGAAGAGGAGGAGGAGGAAGAAGAAGAGGAGGAGGAGGAGGAGGAGGAGGAAUAUGAGCAGGAUGAGAGAGACCAAAAGGAGGAGGGCAAUGAUUAUGACACUCGGAGUGAGGCCAGUGACUCAGGCUCCGAGUCCGUUUCCUUCACAGAUGGGUCUGUCCGAUCUGGCUCAGGCACUGAUGCAUCAGAUGAGAAAAAGAAGGAAAGGAAGAGAGCCAGAGGCAUAUCUCCGAUUGUCUUCGAUAGAAGUGGAAGUUCUGCAUCCGAGUCCUAUGCAGGUUCAGAAAAGAAGCAUGAGAAAUUAUCAUCUUCCGUUCGUGCUGUCCGAAAAGAUCAAACCAGUAAGCUCAAAUAUGUCCUUCAAGAUGCAAGAUUUUUCCUCAUAAAGAGUAACAACCAUGAAAACGUGUCUCUUGCCAAAGCUAAGGGUGUAUGGUCUACAUUGCCUGUAAAUGAGAAGAAAUUAAAUGUUGCAUUCAGAUCUGCAAGGAGUGUUAUCUUAAUAUUUUCAGUCAGAGAGAGUGGAAAAUUUCAAGGUUUUGCAAGACUUUCUUCAGAAUCACAUCACGGAGGAUCUCCUAUACACUGGGUGCUUCCAGCAGGAAUGAGUGCUAAGAUGUUGGGAGGUGUCUUUAAAAUUGACUGGAUUUGCAGACGAGAAUUACCCUUCACUAAGUCAGCUCAUCUUACCAAUCCUUGGAACGAACAUAAGCCAGUAAAAAUUGGACGUGAUGGACAGGAAAUUGAACUUGAAUGUGGAACCCAGCUUUGUCUUCUGUUUCCCCCUGAUGAAAGUAUUGACUUGUAUCAGGUCAUUCAUAAAAUGCGUCAUAAGAGAAGAAUGCAUUCUCAGCCCAGAUCAAGAGGACGUCCAUCCCGUCGAGAACCAGUCCGGGAUGUGGGAAGGCGUCGACCAGAAGAUUAUGAUAUUCAUAACAGCAGAAAGAAACCAAGGAUUGACUAUCCCCCUGAGUUUCACCAGAGACCAGGGUAUUUAAAGGACCCACGGUACCAGGAAGUGGACAGUUUCACAAAUCUUAUUCCCAACAGACGAUUUUCAGGAGUUCGUCGAGAUGUGUUUUUAAAUGGGUCCUACAAUGAUUAUGUGAGGGAAUUUCAUAACAUGGGACCUCCACCACCUUGGCAAGGAAUGCCCCCUUAUCCAGGAAUGGAACAACCUCCACAUCAUCCUUACUAUCAACACCAUGCUCCACCUCCUCAAGCUCAUCCACCCUACUCAGGACAUCACCCAGUACCACAUGAAGCAAGAUACCGAGAUAAGCGUGUACAUGAUUAUGAUAUGAGGGUUGAUGAUUUCCUGCGUCGGACACAAGCUGUUGUCAGUGGCCGGAGAAGUAGACCCCACGAAAGAGACCGGGAGCGAGAGCGAGAUCGUCCCAGAGAUAACAGAAGAGACAGAGAGAGAGAGAGAGGCCGUGAUAGAGAAAGAGAAAGAGAGCGAUUAUGUGAUCGGGACAGAGACCGAGGGGAGAGAGGUCGAUAUCGAAGAUAAUGUGCUUGGAAAGCACUGGUCGUUUGAAGAUAAAAAACAAAUCUUGUAUUUUUUUUGUGUGUUUACAAGUAGUAAAUUUAUUUUCAGCUGUCUACUUAAAGUUCAUUGUGUAGAAGGAUUAUGAUCCCCUUGUUCCAAGCAUGCAGUAUAAUAAGAACUGGAAAUCUCCCAUUCGCCAGAAUGCAUAGCUGCCAGCUAAGCUGACACUUACUGGGGCAGGAGAACAGGCCGAGGAUGUAGAUACUGAUUUUCUUCUCCAUGAAUGUUCAUCUUAGAGUGUGUUCAUCCUAGAACUACUAUUUUUGUUUGUUUCCUUUCUUUUGGAUCUUGACUGAUAACUGCCAUGGUAUUUUGCUUUGAUGUGUUUCUCCAUGUAGUUGCACACGGUUCAGAAGAAAUAAUGCUGCUAUCAAGUAUGCAAAUAUAGAAGUAUGAUGGUUUGACUGUCUGGCAGUGUCGUAGCAGCUUCUUUGUUCUCCCUUUCCCUCCUUUUUUUUAAACUUAUAAAGUCACUUUUUAUUUUUGUUCAGUCUUCAAUAAUGAGAGCAAUAUUAAGAAGACAUUGCUAUCUAAUUUUUAAUCUUUUUAAAUAAAAAAACUAUGUUGAGUAGCAUGGUUGAUGCUAUUAUUUAGCUUUUCUUUCUAAAUUGUAUACGUUGGCUUGGAAUGUUCACGACGCGUGUGUGGCAACGGAAGAUGAUUCAUUCUACAUUGCUACCGUUUUGUAUAAAAUAAAUUGGUAAAGAUUGA